AGACAAUUAAGGACGAAUCAGGAACACCAAUAUAAGGUAAGAUACAACAAUUAGCCAUGAACACCUGUGCAAGAUAGCCUUUGUCCAUCCUUUUCCUGGAAGUAGCUUUCCAUGCCUAGGUAUUAUUCAAGCGUUUAUACAGCUGAUGGCAGCUGCCAUUCAUUCAUUCAUUCCUUGCUUUGCUCAAUUCUACCAGCAGAAUUUAAACAUCAAACCCAAUCUAGGUAAAUGUAAAAUGAAGAUGAAUAAAAUAGGGACACUGGUUUAAAUAGCCCCAUUUGUACUUCAGGCAAUGAUGAUGAGCAUUGAGUCUAUUUUUCCUAUUAAGGUUUAUUUGCUAACAUUGUUAAAUAUAAGAUGUAACCCAAUUUUCAAAUCGCUUGUUAGAGGUUGUCUGUAUACCAAGGGGAUGUGCAUUCAGCUAUAUGAUGUGAUGGAAGCGUGCUUUGUAACACUGGUAUUUAAGGAGAAGGCUGUAGACUCCCAUUGAGGCUUUGGUUACAGAGUUGCCUUUCCACUGGGACUGGGAUAUUUUGUACCUUUCAAAUUGAAGGUGACAGGAACAGACAUAAGAUCCCUGACACAUUGUUAGAGAUGCCUGAACGAGUGUCAAAUCAUUUUCAUGUAUACAUUAUGAAAUAGGUAUUUGAGUAGUGUAUAUGUACGUGUAAUCUUUUUUGUUGUUGUUAGAUUUAAGUUGGUGUGAUUGCAAAUAAUUAUAAACUUAAACCUCUCAUUUAACCUAAUUCAGCAUCGAUUCUAAGUAAGACAAUAGUAUAUUGUAAAUGCGAAUUAUUUAUUUGAAAUAUAAUAUAAAUUAACAAGAAUCAGUUAUAAUUUAUAAACAAUACGUUUUUCCUUAAAAAAAAAAGUAUAAUUAUUUAUUAAAUCAUAUGUAAAACACAAAAAAAUGUACAUAUAACGAUUACUCCGAUAGAAAAUGACGUCUGGUUUUUUUUCCACUUCUUUUUUUUUUUUGUGUGUAUUUUUUCCUUUGUAAUUUAAUUUAGUAUAAAACAAUAAUUAUUUUUUUUUCCCAUUCAUAGAUUGUAAUAUUUAUUGGUAGGAAAAAAAUUCUGAUAGACUUUUAUAUUUACAUACAAUUGAUAGAGUUACACGGUAUACUGUUAUAAAAACAUUAAACAAAUAAAACAUUUUAAAAAAAAUGUCAUCAUUAUUUUAAAAGGAAAAUAACAAAAGACAUCAAAUGAACUUAAAGGAUCCUUGCAAUGAUUUUAAAAUAAUCUGACAUAACUUUAAUAAACAUGUAAUAAAAACAAGCGAUAUUAAUGACAGUCCAUUGAUGUGAAUAUAACAGUGGUAAUAUGUUUUUUGCUGAAGAUAAUAUCCUAAAAUUUAAGAUGCAGUACAGCAAAAAUUAGAACAACGGUACAUUUUAGAAAAAUCGUAUUUGUAGGGAAUAAAAACAGUUCAGAGAAGACAAUUAAAUGUCACUAUUAAUAUUUUUUUUAAUAAAUAUAAUAAAUAAAAGAAUUAUAAAUUAAAUUCAAUAAUAAAAAUUCUUCUUUUAUGUCGUGUAUACUGUUUUGUCUGUGUUUACGCAUAGCCUUGCUGUAAGAUUUCUCAAAAUGUUUCUCUGCAUAAGUGAAAUGGGAAUAUAUUGUAUGGUAUUAAAAAAAAAAAAAAAAAAAGGACUGGGUCCAUUUCGACAAUGCAAAUUGUAUUCUAAUUAUUUAUUUACUUAACAAUUCUCCAGUGUUCAGCCCUAAAGGAUUUUAGUGUAUCUGACAUAUUCCAGAUUUUUAGAAUUAAGUGGGCUUUGCAGACAAGACAAGGAAGAGUGAUGUAAAUGAACUGUGCCUAGCACCUGCCUGGUAGGGAGGGAUCUGUGCCCCUGGUCCCGUGCAGAAGAUUUGCCCAGCUUUGCAUGAUAAAUUCCUCUUUUUGUGUGUUGUGUGUAGGAGAGAAACACGCCUUAAGAUCUGCAGGAAACUCCACGGUCUUAUAUUCUCGUGGCGACUUAAAAAUGCAAACACGUGCAUGAGAAACUGGAUUUAAGUAAGACGAAUAUAUAUAUUCCUCUUAAUUAAAAAAAAUAUGUUUAUAUAUAUAUAUAUAAACAUGGAUUUUUGUAUACUUCUUGUAAAAAAAAAAAAAUAAGAUAAAUGGUUGGAUUUGAUUAAUAUUAAAACACUGCAGCAACUGAGAAUGAGUUUCUUAAAUGGUAGAUUGGACAUCCCAUAAUUUGCUGCCUGUCUGUAUAAAUAAACUCACAUUUAAUUGUGUCACAACAAGUCUAUAUCUUAGUUUAGAUUUUACAUUUAAAAGUUCCACAUUCUUCUUCUUCUCGUGUUUAAGUUGUUCCCUGGUGACUUUGAGGCAAUAGUGACAGUUCUUGACACAGCAGAGUUGUAUGAACUAUAUUCCCCAUGACCCUCAGCCAGCCUCUUCGCUGGCUGUCUGUAUGUGAUAUAGGGUGAUUAUAGUAAGGUAUUGAAAUGUAUAUUUUAAAUACAGUAGCAAACACAGGGUUUUGUGCUGUUAGUGUGUGUGCAAUGUUAAAUUAUUGUGAAUGACAAAUUGCAGGCAAAUUGCAAGUUGUCACACGCAGAAAACAGAUCCUCUAUAACAAGCAGAGCCCAGUGCUAUUCACCUGCCAUACCAUCAGCAUUUUACUUUAUGUCCUUCAUCCCAGACCCUGUGGCUAAGAGUGAACAGUAAUAGUUUCAUUCCAUUCAGACCCAUUAACAUGCACUUCUAGUGUACAAUAUAUAUUUCAAGCAUUGCAUUCAAUAGAGGUGCAGCGAUGAUGGCUUAAUGUGAAACUAGGAUUAUGCGUUGAAAUGUCAGUGAUAGUUACUGGGUUUUAAGUGUAUUUAGAAUCUGAAUUCUUAAAUACUAUCAAAAUUAUUACAUUGCUUUAAUUGUGUGUGUGUGUGUGUGUGUGUGUGUGUGUAUAUAUAUAUAUAUAUAUAUAUAUAUAUAUAUAUAUAUAUAUAUAUAUAUAAUUUAUUUAAUUAAUUAAUUACAUGUGUUUGCUGCAAUGUAUGCACAAUGUAAAAUAUGAUGCUUUAUUGAGUGCAUUUAAGCCUGUCCACGCCUGGGGGUGCACACGUUGCGGGUGCCCCCUAUCCUGCUUGUGAUUGCACCUGCUGAUAGUAAUGGUAGUUGUAGUAGCAGGAGGGACCCGGAAGCCAGUGUGGGUCCAGCUCUGACGCCAGCCCUACGUGCCUGUAUUUCUAUACCUGUGCUGCUCAGCAGCUUUAAGUCCAGCUUCCUGCAGGCUGACUGCGAGGUACCUCUCUCUCUGCAGGAAUUAAGGGGCAUUCUCUGCUGAUACCCCCACAUCCUCCUCCAGCAUCCAUUCUUCUGUCUCUCCUUGGGGGGGUCUCCAAUCCAGUAAGUAUUUCCUUGCACCCUCUGAACACCAUCACACUGUACAUAUGGAAAAAUGACUUCUCAUUUCCACUUGGCCUUGACUGCCAAAGCUGUGUUUGUGUAGCUGUGACAAUGCAGUCUUUUCCAGAAUGACACCUCUAGGAGAUCAUUCUAUGUUUUUGGCUUUCUCCAGACCUGUGAUUACUGCUGUAAACCAAUUAGGGGCACAUAGGAUACAGAAGCAGAGAGAGGAAAGCCUUAUGUUACCCAAGGGGCUUUCUCAGGCCGAGUGAACGUUUUAAAUACAAUUCUGCAUGUGCUGAAAUAAAAGUAAAAAUUCGCAGCGAUUGCUGCUGCAGUGCAGAGCUCUGCGCAAACUGACGCAAUUGCACCGCGACUGCGUCAAAAGUACAGUAUUGAUAUUAUUUCUCAGGGAUUCAACACAGCAAGAAUAUAGAUUGCAUCAGAUUUCAUUCUUGUAGCGGAUGAAAGCAGAAGAAUAAAUAUAAAUAUAUCAUACCAGAAAUUGUAUUCUAUUUACCAAUAUUUCAAGUAUUUUAAGUCACACUGUUUUUGUUUUGUUUUUUAAAGAUGAUUAUUGGAAUAUAAGAGAAAAUUACUUUAUGUUCUGGUCUGUAAAGAUCUGGAUUUUGUUACGGCUGUGAUGUAGCUUGUGGUAUUUUUCUUUGUAUUGUCUGUUGAAAGUGGCAAAAUAUUCGCCUCUCUUUUAUGAAAAAUAUUUAUUCCAAAUUAAUGGUGGGUACCUGUUACAAUGAACUAUUCAGUGUGAUUUUCCAGUAUAUAUAGCUCAUCCUCUUGAGUCUUUUGUGACGAUUGUUGAUAAAUUAUAUCUUGUUUCGUUUUGUCAAAGGGCAUCGAUGUAAAUGUAUCAGAACAAACAGUUUAACCUUAAUCAGCCUUCAAAUAUUCUCUAUAGCACCAGCUGACGAUAUAUAAAACAUAUACACGUAUAAAGAGAUUUGUACACACAAAAAAGUCCAAAUUAGGAUAUAUUAACAAAUAAUAAUAACCAGUAUAUAUGGACAUUUGAUGCAGUUAUUUUAUAGAAAGUUGCAAGAUAGUGUGAUGGUGUAGUUAUUCACUUAUCAAUACAAUUCAUAUACCGUCUAUACGUGUAUAAUAAUGCUUGGUACACUGUAUAUGUAUUCAUGCAGGAUUUGCCCUAAUUCUUACACUAUGCAUAAUUUCCAUGUUUAGUGUGUGAUACACAGUUGAUAUAAUAUGUAUACACAGUGGGAUUCUCUGUUUAUUUAUUCUAUGAUACACAGUAGAUAUAAUGUGUAUAAUGGGAGAUCCCGUUUGUUUAUGGAUGUGUACACAGUUUAUAUAAUAUGUAUGUUAUCAAAUCCCUUGUUCACACAGCUCAUUUAAUGCGUACACACACACACACACACACACACAUAUAUAAUAAAUACAAAUAAAUAAAUAUAUAUAUAUAUUGUAAGAUCCACUGUUUAUUGAUUCAUACACAUUUGAUAUAAAGAGUAUAUAUUGCAUGACUCCCUUUUGCAUAACUCGAUACAGUUUUUAUUAUGGCUAUAUCGAGAUAUGCCCUGUUAAUAAACAGUGUAUCUUUUGUGAGAUGCUCUGUUUAUGAACAAUUAAUACAAUGUCUGUCGUGACAGUCCCUGUUAAUACACCAUUGAUGCAUGCCUUUUAUGACAUGCCUUGUUGAAUGAUACAAUGUUUAUAUAUCGGGACAUACCCUGAUAAUAUACAGUUGACACAAUAUGUAUUUAUUGUGAAAAGCUCUGUUUACAUACAAUUGAAACAAUGUGUAAAUAUUGCGACUUGCCGGUCCCUAUACAGUUGACACAAUAUGUAUUUAUUGUGAGAUGUCCUGAUUAUUAUAUACAAAGUGUAACAUCGUAACAUACCCUGUUUAUGCACAGCUGAUAAUAUAAAUGUUUGAUACCUCUGAUACAAAGUCCAUAGAAUGUGCUGAUAUUGUUUGAUCAGUCAAUACAAUGAUACAAUCUAUAUUUUUUACACAGUUUGUAAAAAUGUGUGUGUGUGUGUGUGUGUGUGUGUGUGUGUGUGUGUGUGUGUGUGUGUGUUUUGAGAUGCCAUUUAAUACACAAUUUAUAUAAUGUGCAUUUAUUGGUUUAAUGCAUUGUUUGAAUACAGUUCUGUAUAGUUUUGCUCCUUGUUUACACACAGGUGAUACAGUUUGUGUGUGCAGCAGAAUGCUUUGUUUGUGGUCUAUGUGCCUACAGGGCACUGUGAGUGCUGCCCUCUCCAGAGGAAAGCCCUGCUAAUGGGUAGAAUCGUUGUUAAACCAGCCGUGUGGAUUCAGUAUGCAGCUCCUGAGACUCUCUAAGCUCUUGCAGAAGGUCGUGUGCGAGAUUUCAUGUCCCGUUGAGUGAAUUAAUUAAAUCUGUUGCUCGUGUUUCUGCUGCUUAUAAUAUGCCAGGUGAAGGCACAAUACAGGGUCUCCAACUGGCAAUGGUAAUGUUAAAUAACCCCAUUGACAUGAAGGAUAAUUAAUACAGAAAAAUCGGAUUUCUGGGUGAAUAAAUGGAAUGUUUCCAGUUAACAGGCCUGGAACAGAAUGUUCGAAAUAAAACGGUUUUAACUUCUAUCUAAACAGUUUUACCAAACACCACUUAUCGCUCAGCUGUCUGGCUUUGAAAGUGGUUUAAGGGGCAUUAAAUUGGUACAAAUAUUUAGUUAAACCGCAAAAGCGUUAGACAUGCACUUUUAGAAACAUUAUAUAUAUAUAUAUAUAUAUAAAAACUAAAAUCACAAAAUAACUGCUUUAAAAAAAUUUUAACGGUAAGAAGAUAUAAUGAGGGGAACUCAUUUUACUGAUACAAAUGUAGAGCACGUUACGGAGUCAUCAAGCUUCCUGAUAGACUGAACACAAUUGUAUAUUUAAUUUAGAACAACUCUUGGGUCCUUAUAUCAGUCUGUGCAACACGUUCCGAUUUCCGAUUAUAAAUAACAGUGGAUUUUGUGACUAUUUUAGGACAAGGUGAUCAAUCUAUGUUUAUACUUUAGUAACAACGUUUUGAUAAAUGUAUGUAAUCAGCUUUCCCCAGUUUAGUAACAUAACUUCUAGCGAUUUAUUUCAUUCUGCAUUCUUAUAGAGGCAUUUUAUGAAGCAUAUCAGAAUACUUAUUUUGAAACAGACACGAUAUACAGAGAGUUAAUCAAUCCAUCUAUUUUCUGGAUGCUUGAAUCGUUUUCAGAUUUUAAAUAUAUACUGACACAAACAAAAUAAAAAAUAAAAGCAACAAAGACUAUAACAUUAUGAAAUAACGUAAACAGUUUAUUGUAUAAAACACAAAAAUAGAACUAGCGAUUGUUUAUGGAACCUCGAACUUAAACUAAGCAAGAAUCUACGAAUCGCUAUAAUUUGUUCAUUAAAAAGUUCCCUUAAUGAAAUCCCUGAGAAGAUUUAGUUCCCCAGGAGUGACAUAUGUAGUUGUCCUGGGACAUUACCCAAUGUCAAUCCAGCUGAGAAGGGAUUCUAACACCUAUUACCCUAAGCCAGGCAAUAGUUAGCCAGCACGGUGUUUGGUGUAGUGAGAAUCUAUGCAGUGAAAAUAUGGGGGUACAACCUCCCCCACAGUCAGAAAGGGGGUCACUAAACAUCGCUGCAAUAAAAUCUGACUCUCAAACCAUGUUCUGUAUAUGAAAGAGGUCGCUACAUUAAGAUGCUUGGGAGAUGGCCAGACAGUAAUGUAGAGUCUCCGUAAAAUACAUUCCAUUUUGGGAUUUAAUACCUUGCUGUAGACUUGGAAAUCGAUACAGGAAAGAAAAUGUGAAAAUGUUCAAUAUUGGGUUUUAUUUUGCAUAAUUUCGGUCAUCUAUAUUUUAUAUGAGAAAACAUAUUUAAUCCCCAUCUAUGUGCAAUGAAAUAUAGUUUAACCAUUGCUUGGCAUGGAUAUAACUAUAUCUCAAAAAAUGUUUCUAGAGAUUGUGCGUAUUAUAAUUGCGAAACAGGGAAUGGGUACUGUUAAGCUAAUGGACGCAUAUGAUGAAAUGCAUAUAGGACAAUUCUGGGGCAAAGUUCUAAAAGUCUUGCAGUAACCAUGGAAACCAGUGGAACGUUCCUGCUGAAAACUCCAUGUGUAGAACGUUGCCCCAGAACUGUUUGUUCUACUGUGUAUCCGUAGCUCGUUCAGAUAGAACUCAGUAGAGAGCAGAGCACACAUAUCCGGUAUGCUAUACUAGGCUCUAUAUUAGGGGCAGCACCUUUUCCUAUUGUGAGGGAAGCCUUGUGACCUCUCCUCCUGGCUGUCUCUAUCCUGUUACUUGUCCCCUCUAGCCUGGGACACAUAGCUAGCUACACCCACUGCGAGGGACAGCCCCCUGUCUCCCCCCAACACUAUAAGCGUGGCUAUUGAACCAAGGAUAUGGUUACUUACCAGAUUUCUUUAAUGUUGUUCUCUCUCAGCAGAGAUCUCGCUGCCCUUGCCAUUUUAAAAAAAUAAUACAGCAUUUAAUGUCACUGGAGAAGGGUCAGAUCAUCUCAUACAGUUUCUUCCCAUCCAUUAACUGCCACUCAGAUCCUUUUAUUUCAUAUGGUUUCCAUAUUGCAGAAGUGAUCGCCUUCACAUUUUUUUAGGGAUCCCCCAUUUCACAGCCCCCUCCAUUUUUCAGAGACCCCUCCAUAUUGUAUCCAUCCCCUCGUGGUGCCGUGGUCUCCAUCAUUUACAAAUUCAUUAACAUUUAAUGAUCCCCUUCUCAUAAUACAGAGGUCAUCAUCCAAUUCAGUAAUCUCCUCCCUCCUUAUUGCUGGGAUCUCCUCAAAAUCUUCAGUUUCCCCGUUUUAAGGAAAACCACCAUAUUAUAACGAUCUCCACCAUGUUACAGGGAUCCCCCAUAUUAUAAUUAUCUCCCCCAUAUUACAAGGAUCCCCCAUAUUAUAAUGAUCUCCCCCAUAUUACAGGGAUCCCCCAUAUUAUAAUGAUCUCCCCCAUAUUACAGGGAUCCCCCAUAUUAUAAUGAUCUCCCCCAUAUUACAGGGAUCUCCCAUAUUAUAAUGAUCUCCCCCAUAUUACAGGGAUCCCUCAUAUUAUAAGGAUCUCCCCCAUAUUAUAAUAAUCUUCCCCAUAUUACAGGGAUCCCCAUUUUAUAAUGACCUCCUCCAUAUUACAGAGAUACCCCCAAUAUUUAACGAUCUCCCCCAUAUUACAGAGACCCUCCAUAAUAUAAUGAUCCCCCAUUUUAUAAUAAUCCCCCAUAAUAUAAUGAUCUCCCCCAUAUUACAAAGAUCCCCCAUGUUAUAAUGACCCCCCUAUAUUAAAAUUAUCUCUCCCAUCUUACAGGGAUCCCCACCUAUAAUAAUGGUCUCCCCCAUAAUGCAGGGAUCUCCUAUGGUAUAAUUAUCUCCCCCAUAUUUCAGGAAUCCCUCAUAUUAUAAUGAUCUCUCCCAUAUUACAGGGAUCCCCCAUAUUAUAAUGAUCUCUACCAUAUUACAGGGAUCACCCAUAUUAUAAUGAUCUCUCCCAUAUUACAGGGAUCCCCCAUAUUAUAAUGAUCUCUCCCAUAUUACAGGGAUCCCCCAUAUUAUAAUGAUCCCCCAUAUUACAGGGAUUCCCACUUAUUGCAUGCUGAUUUAGUCCAUUAUUCCAUACUCUGAGCUCUGAACUACACAGAUCCCAUGAUCUAUUUGUCUGUUCCAUAGUGUGUUUGCUGGCCUUUGCCUCCCUAAAUGAGAACUCAACAAUCAGACCAGGAGAACACUAUAAAACCUGACAUAUAUUUAUAAAGAAAAUAAAGUUAGGUUCAGUUGCUCCUUACCCCAGGACAGACAGAGCCCUGUCCGCAGCUCCCUCUCCCCAACACUGAUCCUCUGUCUGCUCUUACAUUUCCUCCAGCAGAGGCUGGCCUGUUAACCCUUCCUGCACCGGAUUCUCUUGUCUGUACUCAUAUUUCCUCCUCUAUGAGGCUGCCCUUUGUACUGUUAACCCUUUCCUGUACUGAAACCUUUUGUCUGCACUUACAUUUCCUCCAGCAUGAUGCUUGAGCGCUGUGCUGUUAACCCCUCCUGUGCUGGAACCUCUAUCUGCAGUUACAGUUUCUCCUGAGUAAGAUUGGCUAUUUGGUCUAUUAACCCUUUCUGUGCCGGAGAAUUUGUCUGCACUUCAAUUUCUCCCAGGUUGAGGCUGACUCGCUGUGCUUAUCUCACUAAGGUACUGGGGGUCUCUAGGCUGUCAUGAGAUUUGUUCCCUCUGGUCUGUUCCCUCUGGUCUUAGUUGGUGCUGUUCUUAAAUCAUCUGUAGGCAGAAGUCAAUAUUAUGCUACUUCUAAUUUAACCAGUUCCUGCUUGGCUCAUAGUCAUUUGAUGUGAAUACAUGUUAACCCCUUCAUGAAAGCAAGUUAAUAUGUAAUAUUGUAAAGCGCUACUGAAUUUGUUGGCGCUAUAUAAAUGCCAAUAAUAAUAAUAAUAAUAAUAAUAAAAAAACACCAUACUACGGCCCAACAUCCCUGGAGAGCAUAUUGUCAUUAAGGGGUUAAGAAAGGAUUGAAAUUAUCUGAGACAGUUUGUGAUCUGGGCACACCAGCACUGAAUGGGUUAAUAGAUUACUGUAAAUGAUUGCCUGGUUCUGGUGAUGCUGGUGGUGAUACCAAGGCAAUUCUGCAGGUCCGUUUAACUCUUUCUCAUCUGUGAAUUUCCUACCGAGAUAGCUUUGUAUUUAUAGCAGGUUUAACCAAAAUUGAUACAGCCCUACCCCUCUGAAAUCACGUCAGCAGUGCCAUCUUACUUAUGAUCCAGAGGUGCCAAUUGUGUCUGGAUACACUAUAUCUUCCUUAUAGGAUCACUAUAGUAUUGUAUAGAAUUGUAUACUUAGUAUAUGAUUUCAUAGCUCUUUGUAGUACUCUCCAAUCUGAGCCCUCUUUUAGUUUCAUUCCUCUAUCGAUGCUGUAUUAAGUUUAGGGGUUCUAAGGGCACUGGAUCUAUUUCCUGAUUUAGCCACAGAGUGAUAAAGAUUUUUCAAAGAAACGAGAGAAAAAUAGAGGCUGAACGAGUGGGAUUGAAAGAGAGGGGGUGGGCUGAGAGACAGAGAGGCUGGAAGAGAAAGCGAGAGAGAAAUAGAGGGACUGAAAUAGAGAGACGGGGAGCUGAGAGAGAGAGAGAGAAUGGGUUAAAUAGAGAGAGGGGCUCUGAAAUAGAUGAGAGAGAAAGGGUCUGAAAGAGAGAGGGGGGCAAAGAGAGACAGAUGUAAGAGGGAGGGUGUCUGAAAGAGAGAGGGGGACAAAGAGAGACGGAUGUAAGAGAGAGAGGGUCUGAAAGAGUGAGGAGGUGAAAGAGAGAGAGGGGGGUCUGAAAGAGAGAGGGGGUGAGAGAGAGAGACAGAGAGAGAGAGGGGGUAGAGGGUUAGUUUCCCUGUGAAUUUGGGCGCUGAGAGUGACGUCAGAGUCCCGGCGUCUAGAUGGCUGGAGAGCAAACGAGAUAGACAGCAUCAAACGCCGGCUUUCUGUUACCUAAUUACUAACUUUCAGCCCUUUAAAUCCCCCCCAGACAGAAUCAACUUAUGUUAAAAAUAAGAAAAACAAUAGAAAAAACAAACAAACACAAACAAACGCAUUAAAUAAACAGCCCAGUCCUGUCCAGUGAGCAGAACCCCCAUGGUUCCAAAUGACCCCCCCACACACACACCUUUCUGAUCUUCGCCAGAUUAUAUAAACGAUGGGCAAUAAUAAACAAUUUCACCUUUAAUGGACAGAAAUGGCUAACUAAAGGGUUGGGAAUGAAUAGGUUAAGUAACAAUGUUUAUCUUAAUUACUCUUAGUAGUCUGUUUAAAGUUGCAGGAUUCGGUGAUAAGGAUUUAUUUGCAACUCUCUAGGAUUUAUUUUUCUAAAUUUGAUCAGUUUUACAUAAUAUUUUACGCCUCUUAAUUAUUCUCUAAAAAUCUAAAAAUCCUAGGAUUUCGCAAAUGGAUGUUAAACUCCCCCCUAUCUGCACCCCCCCAAUAAAGAUGGCAAAAUUAACUUUCCAAUUGAAAAGAAUUUGAUGACGUGUAAGAAUUCUAAACUUGCAGAGUUUCAAACCCUGAAACUGAUUAGAUCAUUUUACAUUCAAUACUGAUUACUCCCUCAUUGCUGUGUACUACAUUUAUUAUUAUUAUUAUUAUUAUUAUUAUUAUUAUUAUUAUUAUUAUCAACAAUAAUGAUACAUUUACUAUUUUAAAACCAUCAAGGAAAUUAUAUUAAAUACCAGUACAUUAAAAGUACGUUGAAUGACGAAAAUAGAGUUUUUUUUUAUAAUUUUGCACAUUCCCUCUGAUUAUCAGGCACACUGUACAUAUAAGAUAAAAUAUACCCCCUUUUCAAAGAAAUACAAACAUUUGACUUUUAAGAUGAUGUGUUCUACAGAAGGAUUAUAAUCUGCCUGACACCCUUCUAAUGUACAAGUCACAGUUAUUAUUAAAUAGUGAGCAUUCAUCUUUCCUGGCAAACUUAUCAUAGUUCAGGAGAGGUUGUAAUCACAGAGCAGGGCACAUAAAAGUGGCCUUAAAUUCCCUACAGAGCUAUCCAAAAAUUCAGUAUUAUUUAGUUUCAGUUUGUAAAAUUAGCAGGAAUUGUAAGAAGCAUUCUAACACCCAUGAUUUAUUUAUUUUUUAAUAAUCAUGUUUUAAAUCAAAUUACAUAUUAUAAAAUAAUUCUUACUUUCCAUUUUAUAAUAAAUACUGAACAUUAACGACAGAUUAAAAAAAACAAAUACAUUAAAAAAAAGAAGUAACAUCACUUGGUCACUCUUACUUGUCCAUGUUUGUAUGUAGCAAGCAUUGAGUUAUUAUUUGCAGGAUAUAUGUAAAUGUAUAUUUAUAUAUGAAAAUGUAUCCCAUUAGCAGGGCUGGCUAAUGACCCCCCCUCUCCUCCCCAGGCAUUUGAGCUGCUUGGUCUGAAUUAAGAGAAUGUGAAUUUUCAGGGGAGUGACCAAUGGCAGAGCAGGGCUGGCUGGCGGCGGCCUGUGAUUGGCUGUCCCGGUGUUAUUAGCUGUGAGCGUCUCUCUAGCCCAUGUUUAGUGAAGUGAGGCCAGCUGGCGCCAGGGCUGCUAUGGGAUGCUCCUUGCUCUGAGACUCCCUUCUGAGUAACAGCCUCCUGCCCCCUGUCUGCUCUCACUCACUCUGCAGGAGGACUCCACUUCACCUCAGGGCUUGUCCGAGCCUGCCUAUCCCUGGAUAUCCUGUAAGUACCCCAAUAAUUGCAUUACAAUGGGACCCCAUGGUUAUUUUCUACUCCCCCCUCCUCAUCCAGCACCUCUACCCUGACUCCCCAAUCUCACUCACUCUGCACGGGACAUAUUUUAUUUUAAUCUCUCAGUUUGAUCAAACCCUGCCUGUAACUAGAUGUCCUGUAAGUACCCCACUUUCUGACAACUGCUACACUGUAUCACCCCCUCCUGUUCCUGUCUGAGUUCAGCAUUAGAUCAGCUUGUUACUAGCUCCCUUUACAUCUGAUCAAAAGGAACUGGGCAUUUUUUAAUCUAAAUGACACAUUAGAAUCUUGGAGUUGCUUUGAGUCAGAGCGAUCAGGGCUGAUUUCAGUAACUCUUUGCUAUUACAAAGUAUCCAUGGAACACUCCAAUCGUUCUCUGCGUCCAGUCAGAUGGAAGGCUCCAGUGAAAUGGCUGAUCAGAGGGGGCAAGGAGAGGGUCUGAGUUGGCUAUUUGGGACUCCUAAUAGGAUUAUUAACGUGUUACUAUUAUGUAGAUGUUGUGUUGUGUUGUGUUUACUCCUACUAGGAUUGUUAACGUGUUACUGUUAUGUAGGUGUUGUGUUGUGUUUACAUUUUGCCAUUGAUGUCUUGUUCUGAGAGGGGCACUGCGAGGAAAACAGUGUAGGUCGGGUAGUUAUAGCAACAAUAACAAAUAUUGUAACUUGUCCUCGCUUCCAGGUGCUGCUGUCACCCACAAAGACUCCGGAUUUAAAGGGACUUCGUUACCUUCCACAAGGCAGAACCAAAGCGCCCAAGGAGGCGGAUUCUAGUUGGCACAGGUUGGCACCAGUCACGUUCUGAUGAUGGAAGUGGCUACAGACCAGCCUCGCUGGAUGGCACACCAUGCUGUACUCAAUGGACAGCACCCAGACUCUCACCACCCAGGACUGGCACACAAUUACAUGGAGCCAGCCCAGCUCCUGCCUCCUGAUGAAGUGGAUGUAUUCUUCAACCAUCUGGACUCUCAAGGGAACCCUUACUAUACAAACUCUGCCCAUGCCAGGGCCAGGGUUUCCUACAGCCAAGCUCACGGUAAGACCUCCCUUCACCCACCACCUUUUAUUAAAUAGAAUAAAUAUCAUCAAUACUAUGUAUGCAUGUUUAGAUGGUAGCCAUACACUGCAAUAUAAUUAUGUCAUUGUAUCCAAUCUGUGUAACACUUUCUGAGGCAAUUACACUGUGCCCCAAGCCUAAUACAGUCACAGGAGCUUUAACCCUUUAAGUGCUGGAUGGCAAGGGCCCCCCUUCACUCCUUCACAUCAAGAAUGUAUUUUUACUACAACCUCCUGCCACAGGACCCCAACUGACUAGUCCACUUUAAAUGCUUUCCAACAUAUUAUUACAAUAUAUCCUCAUCAACGUAAUAAUGCUAAAAUGUCAGGCAGAAAGUGAAAAGACUUUCACCACCCCCAAAAUAAGAAAGUGCAAAGGGGAACCCCUGAAAUAGAUGUAAACAUAAUAGUAAUAGGAAAUUACUGUCUGGCAUGUUCAUGGCAGUGCCCCUUCUCCUGGGGCUCCUUUAAUCACGGGGUCUCCCCUUUUCUUAUCUUGAGACCUGUAUCAUAGAUGCCCCCACCUUCCUCCGUCUGAUCGCCCCCUUCCCUAGUUUUCUGACUGAUCCUUGCUGAGUUUUAGGUUUCUAUUUCCUAAUUUUGGUAUUUCUCUAUACUUCCUUCCAUGUCAUCGACUGACCUUCCUAAUUCCUCUUUCAUCGCUAAAAAAAAGAAAUUAAGGUUUUACGCGUGGUUGAUAUUUACUAUCUGAUAUCACGCGUAAUUCCUCUGCCCCAUCUUUGAAAUUAUUUGCAAGUGGAGUGUAUUAGAUUUUGUUGUUUCUGAAUUAGCCCAAACUUUAAGUGACAGAAUCAUAAUUCUAUUGACUCUGUAACAAUAGACCUGAUCCUGCUGUCAGUUUAGGAAAAUCUGUCCUCUUGAGAUUUCUUAGCGUCCAAUUUCGACUCUUGUCUUUAUUUACUGCUUGUUGUGUUUAUUGCACAGAGUAUAUUUAGUUAGGUUAACAUAACGCAAUAUAUUAUAAAACAAAGAUCUGAAAUUCUAUACCUGUAUCAACAUAAUCCCAAUAUCUAAAUGAAUUAAUUAAUCCUAUAGCAACGCUUGAUAGAAGAUACCAGCAGUCAGGGCCCCAGACAUUUUAACAGUGAUCCAAACUUUGUUGAGAGUAAUUGAUCUUAUAAAAUCGGUAUGCCUUCCGAAUAAAUCUCUCUCAAUCCUAAAUUUGCGAAAUAUUUAUCAAAAUACAUCAUAUAUUUGCAACACAUCUAUGAUCUAUAUCAGGGCGGAUAGACUAUAUAUUCUUCAACUAUGCAAGGGUAAACUCGUUCUCUAUAGGAUAAGAAUGUAUAUAUUAAAAAAUAUAUACUUCAACAUAAUAUUUCAGUUUAAAAAUACUGUCUUUAUCUACAAAUAGGUAUAGAGAAUGUGCAUAGAGUGGCAGAAGUUAUUACAGUCAUUAUAUUAUAUCAUGUUAUAACUGUUAUUUGAUUUUCUAUAUAAUAUGUUCUCCAUAUUUCAGCAUAUAGUAUUAAAUCCAACAUAAUUCUUUGUGUAUCGAGAACGUUGCUCAUAUCGAUCUAUUAGGGUAGAUAAUUAAGUUAGGGAAAAAAAUAUAUUAAUUCAGUGAAAUUAUGUGGGAGUUUAUGGAAAAUAUCACAUAUCACAUUAUACAAUAUAAGAGUAUAGACAUUGAUGUAAUAUAUAUAUUACGUGCUACACUAAAAAUUCCGUAUUGUGAAAUUACUGGUGUGUAGAAGAGAAUGUUAGCGAUAUAUAAUUAUAUGUAGAUAGUGAAACUGUAUACAUCGAGAGUAUUAACCUUCUAGAGUGAUAAUCUCUGGAUAUAUCCAUAUAUAACUAUGUGCAGGUAUAAAUACACUGGACUUACUGGUUACUGUGUCCGAAUGUAAUAUUUACAUUUACUGUACAUAUAGUGUGUUAUGAUAACCGGUUAUAUAAUAUAAUAACAUGUCAAGUGUAAUUAUACUUAUAUACUGUAUAUUAUCCCUUCACCAAUGUUAUAUUCUCAUAUCCAGUGCAAAUCUCUGUAGAAGUACGGUGAAAUAUUCUAUCCAGUGAUGAUACAAUGAUGUAUCAGUUAAAAUGUGAGCUAGAUAGACUUAUUCUGCGAUAUAGCAUUGUAGUUAGCGUAGUCCUAAUUUCACCAUGUGCGAUAUAUAUAUCCCUCUACCCUCCAGGGCAGUGAUAAUAAAAUAUCUUAUUCAGUAUAAUAAUAAAGUUCAUUUUCUAUUGCUGCUAUGUUAUUAGUGAUACAGAAAACCAUUGUAUCAAUUAAUAUUCAGUCUGUCUUUCUGUUUAUCUGAUGAUAUUUUAUUAUAUUAUCGCAUACAGUAAUAUUAUAUUAUUACAUACAGUGCUAUUAUAACAUUGUAUCCAGUAUUAUAACACAUUGUAUCGAGUAAUGAAUGCUAUAGUGCGGUUAUAUUAUAACAUUGUAUUCACUAUUACCCCCCUAUGUUUGGCUGUUAUAACAUUGUAUCCACUAUUACCCUCCCCCCCCCCAUGUUUUUCCGUUUAAUGAUUGUCUCUUGUUUUCCCCCAGCUCGCCUGACAGCCGGUAGUCAGAUGUGCCGGCCGCACCUCCUGCACAGUCCCGGGCUGCCCUGGCUGGAGGGGGGGAAGUCUGCCUUGUCUGCCGCCCACCACCACAACCCAUGGACUGUCAGCCCCUUCGCCAAGACCCCACUGCACCCCGCGGCCGGCGGCUCCCUGUACCCGGGCGGUGGCUCCUCGGGGGGUCCGUCUUCCUCCCACUCCAGCCCCCACCUGUUCGGCUUUCCACCCACCCCCCCCAAAGAUGUGUCCCCGGACCCUGGCAGUGCAGCCUCCCCGGCAUCCUCCAGGGCUGAGGACAAGGACAGCAUCAAGUACCAGGUGGCCCUGUCAGAGGGCAUGAAAAUGGAGGGGGGCAGUCCCCUGAGGAGCAGCCUGGGACACAUGGGGGGCCAAACCUCCACCCAUCACCCCAUCCCAACGUACCCCUCCUAUGUGCCCUCUGCCCAUGACUACAGCAGCGGCCUCUUUCACCCUGGUAGCCUCCUUGGAGGACCAGCCUCAAGCUUCACCCCAAAACAGAGGAGCAAAAGCAGGUCCUGCUCAGGUGAGAACCCCCAUUGCCUAAUACAUGUCUCAUGCCCAUCCUCAUUUAAAUACACCUGCCAUUACCUGUACAUUCACUUCUAGGUUCUUAGAGAUCACAAGUGCUCUACAUCUGCACCAAUGAAUUGCCCAGUAGCCCUGUUAGACCAUGAUGGUCAUUUGUCCUGCAGCUGUGGAUCUCACCAUAUGUAGUGCCAAAGGAGAGACACCUUCUUUAGAUGAUUUUUGUUUGUGAAUUAUAAAGUUUAAGCCACACAAGUUCAUUUGGAAAAAAAAGUUUAAUAAUUUUCCCAGUUUAGCUAUUUUUGCAAGGUCCUCCAUUUCUCCUUAAUUUAUAAUUCAGUAAACAAUCCCAUGAUCAUAGUCACCAGCCAUUUAUAUGGUCACAUAUCAAACCAACGUUGGACCUGAUAAUUCAUUUGUUGUGUCCAUAAAAUGUGUGUAUAGAUUAUAAAGUAACCGCAUGCAAGGGGUCAAUAGUUUAAAGCAAUGAUUGAGAGAUAUCAGUACAUCCCACCAAAAUUACUAAAUUCUAAUUUCUAAAAAAUGAACACCAAUAUCUUCGGAAACAUAUUUCUACAUUAAUUUUAUAAUUAAAUGUAAAAACUAAAUUUUCACAUUUUCCUUUCUCUCCGAGCUUCUAUAUUAUAGACCUGAUCUAUCAAUCAUUAUGAUUAUAUUGGUAUGUUUAUGUCACAUGACAUCUGAUGACCUGUAGGUCAGUUAAAAUUAUUCCAUAUUAUCUAGAAUGAUCCUAUCAAGCUCAUUAAAUAGGGGGGGGGGAGGCUUAUAACAGAAGUACAGGUUCAAUGCAAAGCUGUCAUAUACAUUGCAUAUGUAAAUAAUUCUCUCUGAUUGCCUACAGAUAGAUAAUCCUAUAGAUUGAAGCUUUAUAUAUAUAUUUUUUUUAUAUAAGGGUCAUUUUUGUCAACUAUAGGUCUUUUCUAAUCAGAUGCCCUAAACUUAGACAUUGGGAACAGAAAAACAAAACACUUUAGUAGGCAUUAAAGUUGUUCAUUUAUUACAGCAGGAGACCGACUCGGGGAGAUUUGAGCAAUAUGCAGGUAUAUUAGUAGGUGGGCUUUGAAACACUGCAGGCUAAAUGGGAUAUAUUACAGAGCAUGACAUCACAUCCUAAAAUGCAGUACCUGGCUGGGUGGGUUAGUGUAGCUGCAGGGGCAAGGUAAUAGAUUAAAUAUGACACUGAACUAAUAUAUUGUACCUUUUGGGCAGGAAGCCCAGAUUUCAAAAGUGGAUGUUAUGUUAGCAUGUACUUUACAAUUCCUAUAUUGUAUGUGGGGGAGUCUACAGGGGAUCACUUUUAAAGAAUUAAGAUGCAAAGUACAAACAUGUCUGUCUAUCUAUCGAUAUGAUAGGACACGAGUCUGGUUCAUAUAUAAUAUCUAAGUACAUUUAAAGUGAAUAUCUUUCCUAACUGUGUGUGUGGUUGUGUCCACACACUAUAAUAUAUUGCGUUUUAAACUAAAUAGUCAUAAUAUUAAAAAAUUAUAAAAAAAGUUGGAAAUUAGAAUGAAUCCCAAUUUUAUUUACUGGGGGUUUAUUUAAAAAGUACUGGAAGAUAUUUGAUAAGGGGGGGGGGGUGGAUGGGAAGCAAAAUAAUAUUUAAAAAGAAAAAAUAACUCAAGGUUUUCGUUUUUUCUAAAAAAAAACUUUUAGCUAAACUAUUUAGCAAAUAGACCCUUGGCACUAACUGCAGUCAAAUUCAGUUUUAAAAAUAUUGUGUUAUUUAAUACAAAUUUCUGCCCUUAAAUUAAAACUCCUGAUUGGUACAGAUGUUUAAAUCUAAUUUAUUAAAUAUGUUCUUCAAAUAUACAGCUAUGCUCUAUUAGAAUUAGAGUAUAAUUAGGAGAUAUUGUGACCAAAUUCCACUGUACAAAGACACACACCCAAAACAAUAUAAAUACCCAUAAAAACAACCCUGGUUUAGCCUGCCUUCUUACCCCCCAGUGAAAUAUGGGAUUAACAGUACUUGAUUUAACUUAAAUGUAGGAUUAUUUUAAAUGGGGCUUCACUAAAUCCAUUUUUUAAGAAAGUUGUCCUUUUUAAACAAAGUUGUUCCUUAUCACACACCCCACAGUGUCCCUUCUCAGUUACCUGAUCACAACGCAAAUGGACUUUUACCCUGUGAAAAAGAGCUCUAUUUAACCCUUACAGAAACACAUGAGUGUUAGCUUUCAGAUCCCUUCUUACAAGAGAAUAAAUAUUUCUUCUGAAUUCCUUAUUAUCUAAACCCAGAGGAAUGAAAAUCGCAGUAUUAGGCUAUUUUAAACACAAAAUGCAAAGAAAAACAAGUUUAAAAAACAAAACAAAAUAAGUAAGCAUUUCAAAACAGAUCUUUUUACAGUCAUUGUUUUUGUCAUGCGUAAAACUAAUGAAUGUUUGCUUGUUUUUUUUGUAAUUUUUAUAUUCUUUAUUUUCUUAUUCCCACUAUAUAUGUUUGAGAGACUCUCUGCUAUGCAUUGUGUACAGUUAGUUUACUGUGUAAUGGACUGAGGGUGUUUGGGUGGUGGUGGUGGGGGGCUGGGAAUGCCAUCAUAUCUGUUGUGUUGUGUCUGAAGGACGUUGCAAAAAUAUUGUGAAUUUGUUUUUAAAGAAAGAAAUCCGGUUUCUUCGUGUUUCCAUUUAGAAGGGAGAGAAUGUGUUAACUGUGGAGCUACUGCGACCCCCUUAUGGAGAAGAGAUGGAACAGGUCACUAUCUGUGUAACGCCUGUGGACUCUAUCACAAAAUGAAUGGUCAGAACAGACCACUAAUUAAACCCAAACGGCGACUGGUAGGUGUCUAUAGCAUCCAUGGCAAUUGGGCUGUUUGGGGAUUUAACAUAUGUGUUACUGUUGUACCUUCCAUGUAAUAAUUAUUAAACUGAUGUAUCUGUGUAAGAUUUAAGCAAUGCUGUAAUUAGGAGUUUGGAACUAUGUAAAAUCCCUCUGAUAUCUACAAUAGCAACUUUCAAGUUAUUAAAAAUAAUUUCUUUAAAUUUAGUUUUCUUAGCCUUUUUACACAUAAAAUAAUUCUUAAUCGUCUUUUUAUUGUGAGUUUAUUUUUGCAACGGCUCAGAUAUAAGAUUUUUUUUCUCACCAUAUGGUAUUUAAAAAAAUAAGGGAUUAACCUGUUCACUGCCAGUUAGAGAGAUAAUCUUGCUUUACGUUUACCUAGUCUGCAACCUGGACAGGAAAGUCUCCUUGCUGGACCAAAACCUGGUGCCAUGGAAGGGGCAGAUAGCCCCACAGGGUAAUUCCUUUCCAAAAUGUUCAAAUCUGUUUACUGCCUUGGAGCAAAGAAGAGAAAAAUAAACUACUGAACUACACCCUCCCCUGAAUCCACCGCACCCCCAAAAAAAACAAGGAAAAAAUAAACUUUACAUAUUCAACGCUCAUUAUUGCAUUUACACAAAAAAAAUAUUUUAAAAACUUUAAAAAAGAAAUUAAUAUAUGUCUUGGAUGAGUACCUCCCCACCCCCCAAAAAUAAUACCCUAGUAUAAACAGACUAAAUAAUGCAUGGAUAAUGGCAUAGAAUAAUCCACGUGUAAUUAAGCACACACAAUUAAAUGAAAACAGAAAUGGGUAUAAAAGUUUGAGAAUCCCGAAUAUUUUUUUACUUAAUUUAUUUUUUAAUGUGGCUUUUAAGAGGGCAGCUCAGAACAAUACACAGAGUACAGACUGUCUCACCCAGAUCUAUGUGCCUGGUCAGCCCUGCACCUCCUUAUCAGCCUCAUAAAUCAGGGGAACACCCUGCCCUGUGUGUGUGUGUGCCUUUCUGAACAGGGCAUUGAGACAUUCUCCUUGUGUAGUCUGCUUGCUGCAAUCAUUUUCCCCUUUCCCACUCAGACAAUCUUUAGCAUUUUUUAUAAGCUAUUAAUUUUCCAUGGAGUCACCUAGAAUUUGUAUUUAGGGCCUUUUUUUCUCUCUCUUUGUUGUAAAUGGCCCCAUCUGAGCUCAUGGUCCCCGCUUCCUAUCCGGAUAUCUGUAUUGUGCUGAUAAGGAAACUUUGUAUCUCUGUUUCCGUACAUUAAAAACUCCAGAGUUUACCCUAGGCGAGGCAUGCAGCUCUCUGGACUGUUUUGAAAUGUCCAAAUGCAGUGCAAAUAAUUCUCUAGAAGGGUAAGAAAAAUAAAUAUAUUUUUUUAAACAGGCUGUGUUUUCUUGGAAAGUCUGAAGAGAAAGGGGAGAGAAAAAAAAUACUGGUUUAUUAACCCUUUGCAUCACAUGGAUAUACAAGUUCCCACCUUGUUAUUAGAGAAAUGGAGUUUAGUUAUUGGCAGGGGAUUCCUGUGAGUCAUUGUAUGUUCCCUUCAGACAAAUUCAAGAAUGUUUUUGUUAUGCUUAAUUAACGUUCAAAACUCGAACACUUAAAUUCAAAAUGGUCUGGGUUUUUUUUAUUUUAUUUUUUAGAGCCUAAAUAAAGGGUAUGUAACAGGACUUUAACACUUAGAGUUGGAGCAAUUUUAAAUAAUACAUUCAAAGAUUUGACAUAUUUAUAGAGAUCAUAUUGAGGACAUAUUGAAAACAAAACAGAUGCAAACUUAAUUAACUAUAUUUAUUUAGUCACUAAACAGUGAAUUUAAGUGCUCUGAAACCUGAUUUUAGAAAAUAAAUAAUUUUUUUUUUUUUAUUUACCAAAAAUCCACUGUUUAGUGAGUAAACCAUAAAUAGAGUUCUUGAGAAAAAUGUGAAUUAAAUUUUUAGGUCAAAACAGCUAAAAUGAAAACUGGAGAAUUCUGCUAUUUUGGCAUAAAACUUGAUAAUUCUCAUUUGAAUUACCAAAACAUUACAUAUUCGGAAAUACAUGUUGUGUGUGGAUAUAUAUGGGUAUGUAUAUGUAAAUACAUAAAUGUUGCAUCAUCUUGUAAUUAUUUUUUAUAUUAGCCCACUAAAUCCAAUCCAGUUUAUUACAACACUUUGUUUUAUAUCAUUAUAUAUAAAAAGCGCAUAUUAAAUACAUCAAGAACUGUAUUUGAAUUCUAGUAGUCAUAGCUUGCUCUGCAUUUUACGCUGAGUGACAAGUAUGCUUUUUUAAAAAAGAUGAUUGGUGUCAAUAAUAUUAAUAUCAUAUAAUCCUCAACUUCAAGUUGAUCAUUGCUCUCAAAUAAACAUUUGGAUAAAUGAAAUUCAACCUUAUUUAAUACUUUAUACCUUCUAUACUUUAUCCACUUUAGUAGAAUAACAAAUAAAUAAAUAAAAUGAAAGUUUCUGUCUGACCACGCAAAUGCUAGAUGAAUUUAACCCCUUAAGGACCAAACUUCUGUCAUGUGUCCUUAAGGGGUUAAAAUUCAUAUUUAUUGCCCUAAGUUUGUUUAUGAUUUUUUAUUUAUUUGCUCAUGGGGCUGACCACUAAUAUCCACCCAUAUUUUUUUUUAUUUCCUCAGUCAGCGGCUCGCAGGGCAGGAACUUGUUGUGCAAAUUGUCAGACCACAACUACAACAUUAUGGAGGCGCAAUGCAAACGGGGACCCAGUGUGCAAUGCAUGCGGACUCUACUAUAAACUGCACAACGUAAGUCACUCUUGCUCUGUCUUGUGGGGGUACACUGCAUGGAAGGGUAGUUGCAAGAUGGACUAUAAUUGGAAAGAGGGAUAAUGAGAAUUGCAGUCAAACUGAAACAGCUGCUUAGCUUUUUUUUUGUCCAUCUCUGUACUAUUGGUGUGGCUUGCAAGAUGCCCACUUGUAUUCAUUUGUGAUGGCUUUUCCCAUAGGGAUCCCAUCAAGCAUUCAUUGCUCUAGCAUAGCGAUGCUGCAUUCAAUGCGUUUCCCAUACAACAGCUUGGCUUCAAAUGCUUUGUGAAAUGACCUUGCAUGUCCUUGUUGAGUGCAAAGACUAGACCACUACACCACUGCACAGCUAUCCCUUACAUUGCUGUAUAAUGUGGCACAACACCUUUUCCUAGGCAUUGAAUAGGUUAAACUCAAUCAGAUUUACUUUUUUUUUUUUUUGUAUUUUGUUUUUGGUAGGUCUCAAAUAUGGUUCUGUUUUGUUAAGCACCCUUUUUGCAUUGGGAAAUUGUUGGCCAUAUAAGAAAUCAUUGUUCCAUUACGGGUGAUUAUGCAAAAGUUAAAAUAAAAAAACAACCAUUUUGAAUAGUAUUAUUAUUAUUAUUAAAUAUAUCUAAUGUCUCUUAUGUCGGCCACAUAUAGUUGUGACCUGGCACGCCUUCUCUGUGAGGCCAAGCUGAUAGCGUGUCAAUGUACAUGGUUUAAAUUAGCAUGGGGGAUGAUGUUCUUGUAUUUUGUUACAGGUGAACAGGCCUCUCACCAUGAAAAAGGAAGGAAUUCAGACCAGAAAUAGGAAAAUGUCAAACAAGUCCAAGAAAAACAAAAAAGGCUCGGAGUGUUUUGAGGAACUUUCCAAGUGUAUGCAGGAGAAAUCGUCUCCUUUCAGUGCUGCUGCACUGGCAAGUCACAUGGCGCCUAUGGGUCAUUUAAGUCAUUUUAGCCAUUCGGGUCAUAUAUUGCAGACACCAACACCCAUUCACCCUUCUUCCAGCCUCUCGUUUGGGCACCCACAUCCAUCCAGCAUGGUGACGGCAAUGGGUUAAAAAAAGAAAAACUGCUAAAGAGACACUGCUAGAGCAAGAUGGUGUUGCUUGGGUUGGUACCCAGAAUUCUUUGAGACCAUAGGCGACUCCUUUGCACCUUGAUUCCGCUACACCUUAGCAUUGGAAUUAAACAUGACAUUUUUCUUGGUGGGACAAGAUAAGCACUUUGCUCCCCCUGGACUCAAAAAAGGAAUAAUUUAAUUGCCACUUGCUGACUGAAAUGUGGUGAAGGAAAAAAGUGGAUGCAAGAGAUUUUUUUUUUUUUUUACUUUUUUUUUUUUAAUUAUUACUGUGAAUAUUGUAAAUUAUAUUCUCUUGUGAGUUGAAAAGGACCAGAGGUAGACAAUGCUGGAUUUGUAAUGCAGACUUGUUCCAGAAGGGCAACUUUGUAUAAAAAAACAAAAAACAAAACAAAAUUGAAGGUUUAAUUUUAAAAGGAAAAAAAAAAAACUAUUUAUUUUUCGCUCCAGAUUUUAUUUUCAGUCCAUCUCCAGCCUUGCCACAGUUUCAUCUAUUGUACAUUUUUUUUGGCUUCAGAAUUUCCACCUUCUUGGACAAGACCACCAUAUCACUGACCUGUGUUUAACCCCUCUGCUGCUGCAGGGCUAAUGGUGAAGAGUUUUUUGGAAUAAUCAACCAUGAAAGCAAACAUUGAAAAUUAUUUAAUGCGGUUCUUUUUUAAGUGACUGCACCUGGGCCUAGGUUUCGGCUGUUUUGUUUUUAUAACGGUUAUUUGGCCAUGUUCCCUGACAUUAUACGCACACGCCAGAUUUUUCUCAAAAUGAACAAGAAAUGAGGGGAAAAAAAUCGUUAAACCGAUUUUUUCCCCUCUAUUCUUUUGUAGUGAAAAAAAUAAGUUCUUCUUAUUUGAAAAGCAUUUCUAUAUAUUUCAAAAAUGUUCCGACACUUGGCAAAGUGCAUGAUUUAUUUUAAUCUGCAUAUGCUGAGGUUCACAAAAAUCAGGGGGGUACAGUUUUCAACUGCGCUUCUUCACGUUCUUAGCACAGACGUUUGCUAAGUUACAACAGGAAGUGGCUCAGAAUAUUGUGUUCCCCUACUGAAAAUGAAACAUGCACUUUUUAAUAUGUAUACGGUAUAUAAUUGCAUGGAAUGUUUUUGAAAAAAAUAUGGGAGAUACUCACGUUUUAGGCCGAGUAUUUGUUUUGCUGUAGGUUUGUUCCCUUAAAUCAGAGGUUGACUCUUUUGGGUUAAAGAAGAGCGCCCAUUGAUUUUUUUUGUUUUAUAUGUCUGCAUUUUUUUUUUGUAGUUGUCAUUUGUAUGGUUAUACAUGUCUGUUUAAUAUUUACUUGUGAAAAAUUUGAUUAGAGUCACAUAAUGUUUUGCAUGGCAAUCUUUUAAUUCCUGGUUUCACAUUACUCUGCUGUUCUCUGCUAACUCCAAAAAUCCACCAUAGACAUUUAACAUUUUAACAUCAGAAUUAGUCCUGUAUGGCAUCAGAAGUGUCCAGAUUUAUUUGAUCUGUAUCCAAACUGAAUUGGAAGAAUGUGGCACAAAAUUAAAUAUUUUAAGUUACUUAGCGUAACUCAAUAUUAAUGCAAAAUUAAAGCAAUUGAAACUUCAAACAUGACAUUGACGCAGCGGCUAAACAAUUCUUUUCUGCUGUAGCGCUUCUAGGCUGAAUGCGUUGGCGUUUAGAAGCUUAGCAGUUUGCACGCAGGGACUCAUGUUAGAAAUUAUUUUUUUCUUUAUUUGCAAUGCACCUUAUAUUUGGCUUAAGACAUGCUAUCUAGUAUUUAUGUGUUCAGUUAUAUUCAUUUAUGUUUAACAAAAGAACGUGAUGAAUGUUCCCCUUUUAAGAAAAAUUUGAAGAAUAAAAAAUACAUAAAACAAUUCUCUCUUUUUAAAAAGCAUUUUUUUUACAAGGGUAACAGCUCCAGAACAUUUGCAGAAUGUGUAAUCUUAUCAUUUUAAUCUGCAUGUUCAUGAGAAUUAUGAAUAAAUAUAUCCUGCUCCAUAUCUUUGGAGGCUACUUUUAAGCAAAAAUCCUGUAAUAUAAAACCACAGUGCAAAAGGACACUGAGUACCGACACAACAUGCAAUAUUUAAAUUAUAUGGAAUAUGAUUGCAUGAAAUUACAAAAGGGGGACAUUUUAUAUUUUUAUUGCAGUAGUAUUUUACUGUAGAGUAAUCACAUAAAUACGAUAUUAGCUCUUUUGUUUAAUUAAAAGUUACAUAGGAAUUUGAGUGGACAGAAGGGCAUGCCUACAGGUUUUGAGUGGUCUUCAAGGCUACUAACAAAAUUUUAGUAAUUUCCUUUUUCUACUCUUAAAUUACUAUUUAAUAUUAAGGAAGAGGUUGAUAAACAUGCAUAUUCAAGUAUUGUUUCCUGCAAAUUCGCACAAAUCUCUCUAGUCUAAAGGUUGGACUCUUGAUGUCUACUUUAGUAGUUUGGUCAUCCAUCAGGUAGAGUUUUUUGUACAUUUAAUUUAAACAGUCAUGCAGAAUUUGUUGGCACUAUAUAAAUAUACGAUAAUAACCAGGUAAAAUCAAAGGUGGAUGCCUAGAAGUGUCUAACCAUCAAAGAUCUUACAUUUCUGUCCAAUUUUGUCCGGGAUUCAAGUGCACCUACUGUAACUUCAGUUUAGUUUUUGGGGCACAGCAGACAUGUCUUCUUUAAAUGAACAUCUUCAAGUCCAUCAUGUGCCAGCAAGAAGUUCAUUUUGAAUAAAGUCUCUUCUUGGCCAUCCACAGCCCAUUGUACAGCACUACAGAAUCUGAUGGCGCUAUAUAAAUAAUAAAAUAAUACAUAAGAAAUAACUGAACCGUGACAGACCUAAAUUAACUUGUAUACAAGUUGGUAAAAACAAAUUUAGUGGAAGCAGAACAAACUGGUAUCGUAAUGGAAUGUGGAAGAGGAAUAGUUGAAAGCCAUUGCAUAGAUAUCCAUCAACCAUUUAUUAAAAACAAACAUGCAAAAACAAACAUGCAAAAACAAACAAAGAAAACAUAGGCAGACACAGAAUGUUCUUUCCAGUGUGAAAUGUAAUCUAUCAUUUUGUCCCAAAGCAUCUUUUAUGAACAAGUUCAAUAUAUCAUAAUGUAUAUAAUUACUUUUAACGAAGAAGAAAAAUAAUUUCUGGGUGAGAGAAUAUUACGGAUUAACCAAUUUUACGUGUAUUUUGUGGCAAAUAAAGUGCUAGAAAAAUAAAAACACACCUGUAAUGUACAUUUCUGUUCUGACAUAUAUAUAUAAUGCAGUUAUUUGAUAAUAAAAAGUAUAUAAAUAUAUAUAUAUAAAAAAAAACACCAGGAAGAGCCAGACAGUUUUAAUUAACCCUUAAAAAAAAAGGCUGCAUGGCAGGAUUGUCCAUGUCAUCAUGGGUUAAUAUUCUUUUUUUUUUAAUUUUAUUUUAUUUUUUUUAAGAUAUGUGAAACUUGGAAUUUUUUAUUUGUGAUGGAAAGAUGAAUUGUGCCAGGUGUGGGGGAAGUGGUCCAAAUUACGUUUAACCACUUUGAAACCAGAGAAGCUUGCAAUUUAAUGAGCUUGUGCUCUGGAUGCAUUGGGGUUAAACUUUCAUGGUACAAGUUGUAAAUUGGUUUUGUACCUUUUUUUUCUAUAGGGGUGGGCUAUGGGACAGGUUACUGAUACAAGAGAAAUUAAAGUGCAAUAUCUUGCCAGCCUGUGGGGUUAACCUCUGCAGUCCAAAAUUAAAUUAUUUUGUAUCAGUAUCUGCAUAGAAUUCUACAGUAUUUUUUUCCGACUUGUUUAUUUUGAUUUGUGUCCUUAAGUUAUUGUCAAUCCUGUACACCAUGUUUAUAUAUUGUCUGUAAAAAGUGUAUGCUAUCCUCUUAUUCCAUGAAGGUGAAUAAUGCUAAAAAAAUAAAAUAACUUUUUUGUGGAAA
Molecule: messenger RNA, 27084 nt
Organism: Pelobates cultripes (western spadefoot toad)
Lineage: Eukaryota; Metazoa; Chordata; Amphibia; Anura; Pelobatidae
Source: the annotation of a GenBank genome assembly